AUGCAGACGCUUGCAUCGACCGCCAACGCGCUCCUCAAGGUUGGCGUCGACCAGCUGGAGAAAGCAGCGCGGUCCACGCUCAAGGCCAUCUUGUCUAGCGCCUUGGACGACAUCUUCGAUUGCACCACCACGUACGUCGGCAGCGUCCUCGUCGCAUGGACCGUCGGCGCCCUCAUCAUCUUCUUUGCCUCGCGCUUGCCAGACGUCGAGCACGUCGAGACGCUCGAUGAGCUGCUUUUGUGUCUGCUCAUCGGCUUUUCCAAGCGGAUCAUGCAACCCGUGGACAGGCUUCUUCUUCUCCGGUCGCCAACGACGACAACGCUCCGCUACAACGAUCGCCACCUUCACCCAGCCAUGUCAGCAGUGCAUACCGCUCCUUCCAGCCCGUUCUAA
Messenger RNA from Saprolegnia parasitica CBS 223.65, 393 nucleotides. RefSeq lists its product as hypothetical. The record is from RefSeq and is a predicted model, not a curated record. Lineage: Eukaryota; Oomycota; Saprolegniomycetes; Saprolegniales; Saprolegniaceae. The coding region runs from base 1 to 393 and encodes 130 amino acids. The transcript is spliced from 2 exons.